Chelonia mydas (Green sea turtle) is the source of this 7030-nucleotide messenger RNA. RefSeq names its product poly(rC) binding protein 2 (gene PCBP2). The record is from RefSeq and is a predicted model, not a curated record. Gene Ontology annotation, cellular component: nucleoplasm; cytoplasm; nucleus. NCBI's taxonomy places the organism in Eukaryota, Metazoa, Chordata, Testudines, Cheloniidae. Gene Ontology annotation, biological process: positive regulation of transcription by RNA polymerase II. The transcript has 15 exons. Gene Ontology annotation, molecular function: mRNA binding; single-stranded DNA binding. Bases 374 to 1747 code for a protein of 457 amino acids.
UUUCCGGGUCAGGGCGGGGUUGAAAUCGCCCCGCUCUUCGCCUCCCCCUCCCAGACCCGCCGAGGCCGCCGCAGCAGGAGCAGCAGCCGCAGCCCCUCCGCCCUCCUCCCGCCGCCGCCAUCCCGCCCGCCCGUCCCGGCUCUCUCCCUUCCCCCGUCUCCUCCCUCCCCCUCCGAGGGGGCCCCUCCUCCCUCCGCCCGCCCCGGAGACCCCGUCACCCGCCCUCCCUCCUCCCGCUCCCCCCUUCCCCGUCCCUCCGUCUACGGAGCGGCCGAUCGGCCGGGCGCUCGGCCACCCCGCCGCCAGUUUCUAUUCCCCAGCGACCAAAGAUUUGACCACUGACAAAGCCUGACUCGUCAGAACACAGCUCAAGAUGGACACCGGUGUUAUUGAAGGUGGUUUAAAUGUCACACUUACCAUUCGACUACUUAUGCAUGGAAAGGAGGUUGGGAGCAUCAUUGGGAAGAAAGGAGAAUCUGUAAAGAAGAUGCGCGAAGAGAGUGGUGCCCGCAUUAACAUCUCGGAAGGGAACUGCCCAGAACGGAUCAUCACUCUUGCUGGACCGACCAAUGCCAUCUUCAAAGCAUUUGCUAUGAUCAUUGACAAACUGGAAGAGGACAUCAGCAGCUCGAUGACCAACAGCACAGCUGCCAGCAGGCCCCCUGUCACCCUGAGGCUUGUGGUACCUGCCAGCCAGUGUGGCUCCCUCAUUGGAAAAGGAGGCUGCAAGAUCAAGGAGAUAAGAGAGAGCACAGGGGCACAGGUCCAGGUGGCAGGAGACAUGCUGCCCAACUCGACUGAGAGAGCUAUCACCAUUGCUGGGAUACCACAGUCCAUCAUCGAGUGUGUCAAACAGAUCUGUGUGGUCAUGCUGGAGUCUCCCCCGAAGGGUGUUACCAUCCCAUACCGACCCAAGCCAUCCAGCUCUCCGGUCAUCUUUGCAGGCGGUCAGGACAGGUACAGCAGCGGCAGUGCAAGCUACCCCCACACCGCCCCAUCAAUGUGCCUCAACUCUGACCUGGAGGGACCACCUCAAGAGGCCUAUACCAUUCAAGGACAGUAUGCCAUUCCACAGCCAGAUCUGACCAAGCUGCACCAGUUGGCAAUGCAACAGUCACACUUUCCAAUGUCUCAUGGCAACACUGGAUUCAGUGGCAUUGAAUCCAGCUCUCCAGAGGUGAAAGGCUAUUGGGGUUUGGAUGCAUCUGCUCAAACUACUUCUCACGAACUCACCAUUCCAAAUGAUUUGAUUGGCUGCAUCAUUGGGCGUCAAGGCGCCAAAAUCAAUGAGAUCCGCCAGAUGUCUGGGGCGCAGAUCAAAAUUGCCAAUCCAGUGGAAGGAUCUACUGACAGGCAGGUUACCAUAACUGGAUCUGCAGCCAGCAUUAGCCUGGCCCAGUAUCUAAUUAAUGUCAGUUUAGAAAGCGCUAAACCCUCCUCCCAGACAGCCUCCGUCACGAUCCCCGAUCACCUCAGCAUCAACCUCUCUCAACCCUCCACCCCUUCUUCUUCUUCCUCCUCCACCACCACCCCCUCGCUUGCGACAGCAGGGGUCUCCGACGCACCCUCCAGCCUCCCCAACCCUCUUCCGACCGCCCCUUGUGUCUCCAGUCUGCUUGGCAUGAAACCCGUCCCUCUCCUGGCUCUAAAUGUUGUGUCUGCUGCUAAGGGUGCCUCCACCACCUCAGCUGUGCCAUGUGUUACUAACAAACUGAAACCGGAAAAACAGAGAUUCUCUCCUUAUUGAGUGUCUGCUUGUGACCGUAAAGGAACAGCAGAUUGGUGUCAGCCUGGGGAUCCCGUAGAGGAGCCUUGGAAGAAUUUUUUUACUUCAAAAAAAAAAGUGAGCUUGUGAUUUCUUAGAAUGGAGUUUUCUUUUUGCUGGUGACCUUCAGUAGGUCGAGAGACAAUUUAACAAGUCCUGGAGUCUAGUGAUCUGUUUAAUUCCUUGAUUUUAUGUAGUCGUAGCUGUUGCUUUUAGUAGCUUGUUUGCAUUGCUACAUGAAGAAAAUGUGAUAGGAGGGUCUGUUUAAUGAAUAAAAUCUCAAUUACUGCGUUUUGGUUAAGUUGCUAAAGAGGCUGAUCAGCCGAACCUGUCUCUGAUGUCUGUACUUGUAAUAAAGUUGCCACAGAGUAUCUGCUCUGAUAGCUGAUGUGUGCUGGAAUGGAGAGGGGGGACCAGGAGUUACACCUCCCCAUGUGAUAGGGACAAAUCAGCUGUGCACCUGACAAUUGUCAGCAUGCCCCUUGACCUCUGGUCGGACUCUAACCAUGUUCAGAGUUGAGCAAUUAGAUCAAAUGUAAAUCCCCUCCCCCCUGCUGGAUUAACAUGGCCAUGGGGGGAUUCCUAGACCGCCUUUAGAGGCAGAUGUUGGUACCCCACACUUCUCCUAAUCUGUCCCAUGAGGAAGAUAUGCUCGUAUUCAAGGGCAGGGAGCUAGAACUCCUGGGUCCUCUAGCUCUUUGUGAGGUCGGCAGUUACGCACCCCAGCAUAGUUUGAAUUGCCAUUUGUCAUUGGAACAACUUGUUCCAGAGCAGUGGUCUUGAACAGUUUCCUUUUCAGACCCCUACAGUUUUGAAUGGAGCGCAGACUUCUUUGGGAAUUAGACCCCAGAUUGAAAACUACUGUUCUAGAGGAAUCCUACCCUAAACUCUGCUUACAAAAUUCCACCAGCUCUGCUCACACCCCCAUAAAGCACAGAAUGGCUCUGGGAGGCCUGGAGGUUCAAGCCACAGGAUUCCCCCAUCCCCAACAGAACAGGAACCAAACAAGACUGUACUAGUGCUAAGAUAAAUGGUACAGAUGGAGAUGUGCAGACUGUACCACAACCAGCUGUUGGUUAAAGGCCUUGUGCCUUGAGACCCUAAAGGCACCAAUUGCCUCUGAUUCAUUGUCCCAGAGCCAUUUCAUACCUGUGAGCACUGGGCGAUCCAGUCUGGAAACAGCUGUUUCCAGACCUUUGUCUCUGAAAUAGAGAAAUCUGACUUGGGACUUGGGACACUCCUUCCCUCAUAGUACCUGCCUUUCCUGGGAGUUGGAAGUGACCCAUUAGCAUUCCUUCUGCUCUGUAGGUUAUUGGCCUGUGACUCAGGUGUUGUGAUGCAUCCCAGGGCAAAGAGGGACCAAAGUGGCUGUGUCUGCUCCUUGAGGGGCUACUAGCUGGUGGUGGCCCGUGGCCUUUUGUUACAGUAGUUCAGUGAGUCUUGCUCCCUUCAAAGGUACAGAAUUCGUCUCCCCUCUGUUGGGCCCAGGUCACCACCUCAUUAGCCUGGGGCUGCCACACUUAACCCUUCAGAGGCUGGCUUUCAGUGGGCUGUCUGGCACUUCUGAAACUAAACCCUGAGGCAACUAUGUGACUCUGACCAGUGCUGCUUGGAACUUGCUAGAUUGAAUAAAAAUGGAACUGUUAGUAUCAGAGUGUAGGGGGUGGUUGGGGGAAGGAUUAGGGCAGUCUGGACUCCAGUGUGCAGCUGUCUAUGAGAUAGGUGGGAUUGGCUCGAUCCCAUUGGUGGGAGCAGUUAAUGGGCUCCCUGGAUCUCCAAGCUGGCCUGCUGAGCCCUUAAUUCUUGACUAGCACAGAUCCUCUGGCGGUUAUUCACUUCUGCGGUAGUUUAACUCUCAGCUGUAAUUUACACUGUUCUGUAAUGUAGUGUAACCACAUUAAGUAAAGAUUGUCCACUCUUUACCCACUUCAGGCCUGUAGAGUCUGUUUUAUCUGGUGUGCUGGAAAGUACUAAAGAUUAUCUGGCUGCUCCCACCUCCCUUCCCCUGCCCUGUCCUAGGCUGGGUGUCCAGCUUCUGCAGUGCAGGUUAGGCCAGGAAACAGAGGCAGGGUAGCAGACUAGGGGUGGGGAGGUGACUUCUGUUGACUUGCUCUGACCUUGGACAAGUUACUUAUUCUCCUUGCCCUCACCUUCCCCUGUAAAACUGCCAAUGCCUUUGAGUUGCAGGUGAGACGCUCUAAGUGCCAGAGGCUUGGCAGCUGGGUAGGCAGUGGGAGGGCUGGUGAAGAGCAGACCUGCUCUGAUCAGGGCUGAACUCUGGGAGGUUCUGUCCCACAUGAGUAAGAGCUUGGGAUCCGACUGCCAAGGGUUUGUCACCCAGAUGUGCUGGGCUCUGAAAUUUGGCCCUUAAGGGCUCCCCUUGGAGGGGGGUGGGGGGGUUUCAUACACCUGGGGUGAAAGAGAACCAGCUUUGGAGCCCUCAGUCUUGGCUUCUGUCUGAGCCUUCAGUGGUACAGGGAGCUGCUGCCUCUUGACACAGCUUUCCCAGGGAGCCAGCAAUCCCCAGCUGCCCUUUCCAUGUACUUGAAGUGCCUCAAAUUCUCCUGUCAGCAGAGACCAGUUCCCCUGUCCAGCUGGCUUGAAGGCAGCCUUCAGCUGGAUUGUUUCUAGCCGUUGUGAAGAAGCCCUGUAGUACAUGUUUGUGGAGACCCUGCUGAUUCCAUCAAAGCUGGAGGCCAGAAUCUCAUGGGGGUGGGGGGGGAUCGCUUUGUUCCAUUCCAGAUGUCAUACGGCAUAGGGAGAAGCUUGUCCAAAGGGCCCCAAGGAAAUGCCCUAGCCUGUAGGUGCCCAGCCGUCCUUUGAAUUGCCUGCCAAAAACUAGGUGGGUCUCCCCCUUACCCCCCCCCGAGCAGCCUAGCAAGGCCCUGCCACUGUUCAGGGUCCAGGUCCUCUCCCCCUACAGUAGAGGUCUGUCCCUGGAGACCAGCAACCUGUCCAUGAAAUACACUUGAGCAUUUGGGACACCUGCAAACUUCACUUCCCUCAAGACCCAGUGCUGAUGUGACUGAACAGGGCAGCUCAGCUUUGCCUGCUCCAUAGUUAGAUUUCUCUUUGGCUCCUGUGGAAAAAGUGCCACAUCACUUGUGCGCUCCCUGAAGUACAAAUGUCUGCCACUGUAGCAUUGACUAUCCUGGCUGCCCCUUUAUUGAAAGGGAAACUAAUCCUAGUCCCUGGGACUAAGCAGUGGCUAUCCAAUCUUUUCUGCAUGGAGCCAUCUGCCUCCUUUGAUCUGGCCAGGCCACUCCACUAACUAGUAUUAGCAUUGGAGACUCUUACGUGUCAGACCAAGGUAAGUUGCCUGACUUGGGUUAAACUCAACUGGCUAAUACCAAGUUGCAAUACUCCCUUCCUCUCUGGCCCUUCACAGCCAAGCCCCUCACAGGAUGGGGUGGGGAUGUGAGGCAUUAGCUGGUUCCACUCCAGCGUAGCUUCAAGUGGUCAUUCCUCAUGGUGGUGGUUACUCCAUGGCCACAUCUUCUGCCUACAUUGACUUGAAAAAGAUGGCAAACUAGUGACUAAAGCCCUGUCCUGACCAAAGGUGGUAGUGAAGCUUUGCCCUGGACAUGGUGGGGAAGGAACUUGUACCUGUCAGUUUUGCUGGUUUGUGACAAACUGAGGGUCUGCCCCUUUUCCCCACGGAGCCCGGCUCGGACUUGGCAGAAAUAAACUUGCUGCGAUGGCUCUGUGAUAGACAAGGCCAAAGUAUUAAGCCCUUGUGCCUCGAGGCUGGCACCUAAAUUAAAACUCUCCUGAUGGUUCAGAGAUGCUGAGCUCCUGUCACUUUAACAAAUGCCUACUGACAAAGUCCUCUGCAAACCACCCCUUCUAGCUCGAAUCUAAAUGUGCCUACUGCUCAGCUCCUCCAGCUACCAGGCUGGAAAAUGUGAUGGUAGAAUUUGCAUGGGGUGGGGGAGAGGUGGUCUGUCUCUGGGGAUGGGGGAAUAGGGAUGUGUCAUUGUAGACUUGCUGUUUGGCUUGGCUGUGGGGAUAGAUGCAGGCAGAUGCUCUUGGCACAGAGGUGGUCUCUAGCAGAGACCAACAUCCAGGAUCACUUCUAGAUUGGACUUCUGGCUGCUGGGAGAGUUUCUCCACUCUAGUCUUCCAGGACCCAACAUGGGACAAUUCUCCUGUGCUGUUUCCUGGUUAGACUUUGAGGUCUUGCUUCCAGGGAGUCAGUGUCCCUGUUGCUGCUAAUCAGCCCAGCUGAGAAGUGCUCACCAGUGGCCCAGGGAUGCAGUUGGCUAAUGUUACCCCUCAAGCACCUCUGUGGGGGAGGGGCUUCAUCUAGUUGUGCUAAUCCCCCUCCAGAUGUUCCCUCCUUGAUCCCUCUAAUGCAAACUAAUCCACAUGCAGGUUCAAGUCUGCAUCACUAGCCCCUGAACCCCAGCAGAGCUCUUGACUCCUGGUGACACUAGCAGGUGCCCAGGGUUCAAUCCUGCAAGAUAGCCUGCUCUUGGGGAAGGCUGUCAGGAGCCCUCUGGUGCGGUGCCACUUCCCCAGUUUAGUUUCUGAGUUUAUGCAGCAGGCAUUCUAGGCUUCCUGGGGCUGUGGUUCCUGACACUCACCCCCCACAGCCUUGUUGCAUGUUUCGGGAAGGUUUUGCUGAACUGUUUCCUGGCACCAGCGGGGCAUGUAAACUGCCCUAAAAGGGGCCUGGCCCAGCUCAAAGUGCUGUGCAGGCUGCAUUGAUGUGAUGUGUGGAAUCCAGUGCCAUCUCUGCUCUUUCAGAGGAAUGAGCUGCUGCUGGAGUGUGGCCCAGUCUCUUGUCACUCUUUGUAACUGGCCAUUCAAUGCAGUUACUCUUGUGACAGCCUUACACAGUGCCAGACCUGCCCCUACCAUAAGGUCUCCAUGCAUCCCCAGGCGGUGCUGGAGAAAGAACCUCAACAGGCCUGGUCAUGACGUGCCUAGUACAACAGGACCUUUGGCUUCUGGGGGCGGAUGGUGCUCAAGUAGCUGGCUUUUGGGAGCCUGACACGAGCACCCACAGCUUGGGCUAGAUUCCCAAACAGGUCCCAAUAUGUUAAUCUCUUGAAGAUGCCCAAGCAGAGCCCAGCUUUAACGCUCUAGAGUUGACCUGGUGUAGGAUGUAGCUGGGUGGGAGAUGUCAUCCCUCUCUACGUCUCAUAUGUAGCGCAUGCAGUAUCCUAGGCAAAGUCUGUAUUAAAUGUACCACCUCUGCUUUGUUCCAGGCUUUCUUCGGAGACUGGUGGAAUGGGAAGCAGCUAGGACAGUGCAAAUGCC